AUGUCGGAUAAAGGGAGCAGCAUGGACGGGAAGACAGACAUAGUGAACGGCAGCUUGUCCAGCAGCCCAGAGGAGAUGUCAGCCGAGGAGGGCCGAGAAACCUCCUCGGGCAUCGAGGUGGAGGCCUCCGACCUCAGCCUGAGCCUCACGGGGGACGACGUGGGGCCCAACCGCACCAGCACGGAGAGCCGGGACACGGACACGGAGAGCUCGGGAGAGGAGAAGGACUCUGACAGUAUGGACGACACGGGCCACUACUCCAUCAACGAGGAGAGGCGGGCCCUCGACCGGUCGCACUCGGAGGAGGAAGAGGAAGAGGAGGAGCAGCGUUCCCACCGCCGCGCCCAGCGCAAGCGUGCCAACCACGACCACGACGACGACCUCAAGGUGGUGGUGUGGGACUGGGUCCGCAGGCAGCCGGUGCUGGAGUUCGAGAGCGGCCACAAGAGCAAUGUCUUCCAGGCCAAGUUCCUUCCCAACAGCGGUGACUCCACGCUGGCCAUGUGUGCCCGGGACGGGCAGGUGCGGGUGGCCGAGCUCUCUGCCACCCAGUGCUGCAAGAACACCAAGAGGGUGGCACAGCACAAAGGAGCCUCACACAAGCUGGCCCUAGAACCGGAUUCUCCAUGCACUUUCCUAUCGGCAGGUGAAGAUGCUGUAGUCUUCACCAUCGACCUGAGGCAAGACCGGCCCGCCUCGAAACUGGUGGUGACAAAGGAGAAGGAGAAGAAGGUGGGUCUGUACACCAUCUAUGUGAACCCUGCCAACACCUACCAGUUUGCUGUGGGCGGCAGAGAUCAGUUUGUCAGGAUUUAUGACCAGCGGAAAAUAGAUGAGAACGAGAACAAUGGGGUGCUGAAGAAGUUCUGCCCCCACCACCUGGUGAACAGUGAGUCCAAAGCCAACAUCACCGGCCUGGUCUACAGCCACGACGGCUCGGAGCUGUUGGCCAGCUACAACGACGAGGAUAUUUAUCUCUUCAACUCCUCUCACAGCGACGGAGCCGAGUACAUCAAGAGAUACAAGGGACAUCGCAACAAUGCCACUGGUGAGGGGCAGCUGUGUCCCCUGCUCAGGGGGCUCGGAGCUCUCCCUAGGUCCCUUCCUCUGGUGAACUGCCUCGAGCCCCAUCCCCAUCUCCCCGUCCUGGCCACCAGCGGCCUCGACCACGAUGUCAAGAUUUGGGCACCCACAGCAGAGAAUCCCACUGAGCUGCUUGGCCUCAAGGAGCUGAUCAAGAAGAACAAGCUGGAGCGGGAUGAGGACAGUCUGCACCACACCGACAUGUUUGACAGCCACAUGCUUUGGUUCCUCAUGCACCACCUGCGACAGAGACGCCACCACCGGGUUAGUAGCUAG
This is a messenger RNA of Chaetura pelagica (chimney swift), 1359 nucleotides long. RefSeq names its product DDB1 and CUL4 associated factor 8 (gene DCAF8). Bases 1 to 1359 code for a protein of 452 amino acids. Gene Ontology annotation, cellular component: Cul4-RING E3 ubiquitin ligase complex; cytoplasm. The transcript has 12 exons. The record is from RefSeq and is a predicted model, not a curated record. Lineage: Eukaryota; Metazoa; Chordata; Aves; Apodiformes; Apodidae. Gene Ontology annotation, molecular function: protein binding.